Molecule: messenger RNA, 4627 nt
Organism: Arvicola amphibius (Eurasian water vole)
Lineage: Eukaryota; Metazoa; Chordata; Mammalia; Rodentia; Cricetidae
Gene: Ubxn2b
Product: UBX domain protein 2B
Exons: 8
Coding region: 43-1038 (331 amino acids)
Biological process (GO): membrane fusion; proteasome-mediated ubiquitin-dependent protein catabolic process; autophagosome assembly
Cellular component (GO): cytosol; nucleus
Molecular function (GO): ubiquitin binding
Source: RefSeq, a predicted model, not a curated record
GUCGCGAGUCAGGAGCAGGCGGGCGCCGGGAGCUGGUGGAAGAUGGCGGAGGGAGGACGCGCGGAGCCGGAGGAGCCGGAGAGGGGGUCCUCGAGGCCCCGGCCCCCGAGUGCGCGGGACCUACAGUUGGCCUUGGCAGGACUGUACGAAGAGGAAGUGAAAUGCAAGUCUUCCAGGCCUGCCAGAUCUGCAGCUCCCGUCUUUAAGAGCCCACGGACGCUGCCGCAACGGCUUUAUUCAGGUGAACAGGAAUGUGGUGGAGUACAUAUAGCUCAGCCUCCACCUGGGAACAUUGUGAAUGACCUCUUCAGAGAGGCAAGGGAGCACGGGGCCGUCCCUCUAAGUGAAGCCACAAGGUCUUCAAGUGACGACAAAGCUAAGUCAUUUACAGGUGGAGGAUACAGAUUGGGCAGUUCCUUCUGUAAGCGGUCAGAGUAUAUCUAUGGAGAAAAUCAGCUGCAAGAUGUUCAGAUUUUACUGAAGCUGUGGAGCAAUGGUUUCAGUUUGGAUGAUGGAGAACUGAGACCUUACAGUGACCCAACAAAUGCUCAGUUUUUGGAAUCUGUUAAGAGAGGAGAGAUUCCCCUGGAGCUUCAGAGACUGGUCCAUGGCAGCCAAGUGAAUCUGGAUAUGGAGGAUCAUCAAGACCAAGAGUACAUAAAACCCAGAUUGCGAUUCAAGGCUUUUAGUGGAGAAGGACAAAAACUUGGAAGCCUUACACCUGAAAUUGUCAGUACUCCUUCUUCUCCAGAAGAAGAGGACAAAUCAAUACUUAAUGCAGCUGUUCUUAUUGAUGAUUCUGUGCCCACCACAAAAGUUCAGAUUAGGUUGGCAGAUGGAAGUCGUCUGAUCCAGAGAUUCAACAGCACCCACCGGGUCCUGGAUGUCCGAGACUUCAUAAUACAGUCACGUCCUGAGUUUGCAACAACAGACUUUAUUCUUGUGACUUCGUUUCCGAGUAAAGAGCUAACAGAUGAAAGUCAGACACUACAAGAAGCAGAUAUUCUUAAUACUGUGAUACUCCAACAGCUAAAAUAGUAUUGUUCCAACCCAUGUAGGAAUAGGUAAUGUUGUCCAUAUUGGUAAAAUACUUCCAGCAUAAAAACAACCAAAUUAUUUUUAUUAUUCAGAUAAAUCCUGUUUUUGCUGUUGACCUGUCUUCCAGUAUUUGUCUAGAUAAAUUUAAACCAUGGAUAGAUCUUUGAAUUUUUGAAUGUUUGAAUUUUUAGUUGCAGGUCAGGCUUAUGUUGAUUGAUAGCUAUAAACAUCUAGGUCAACAAUUUAUUAUGUGCUCAGUGUUAAUGUAAUAAUGUUUUCAGAUGAAGUGGAAAGAACCUCUUUUGGUAAAUGCAUUUGGUGAAAUUUGCACUCAAGUUUUUUAAUGCAGCAAUGACCAGUAACCAGAAAGGAUCCCUUUUCUGUAAUAUAUACCAGUGUCUGCUCUGAGUUUGAAAUUGUUUGAUCAUAAAGUAAUUAAGAUUUUGCAUAUUGUUAAUUUCUACAUGUCGUUUGAACUAUGUUAGUAUCACAGAGUAUAUUUUGUCCUUGUAUUUUAUAAAAUUACAAUUAUCAUAUUUUAGUAGGUCAUCCUACUAAAUGUAAAGGUCAUCCGCUCUUGAGAAGAUGGGAUAAACAGAACUUUAAAGACAUUGCAGUCCCAUCCAGGCCUGUCUUGAUCACAUUCAUUUUCAUCCAGCAUUUUAACAGGGAUCUGCUACACUAGAAACAUUAUUGUAGGUGUGCAACACAGAAUGUGUUCUUCAGCAUGUGAACUCAGUCUGAGAGGCUGGAGCAAAAAUUGCCAGCAAAAUGUUAGUGUUUCCCUUGUCCAGGCACGUCUUGAGCGAUGCGGGCAGUAUCGAACAACGGGAAAGCUUGCUUUCCCGCAGAUACCAUUCCGUCCUUAGUCACCAUUGCUGAGCACUUUUCGGUUGCUGAUGUAAGAAAAUACAGAGCUUGUGACUGAAGUAGCAGAGAUUUAUUAUCUUAAAAGUAUGUAGAUCGGAUAUUGAAAACGAGUUUCUCUGCACUAGAAUUAAGGUGUCAGUGGGACAGCAUGGAGACUCUAGAGAAUCAGUGGCUGGCUGCUGAGCCUCCAGGGGCCACCUGUGUUCCUUACCCGUGGUGCUCAAGCUCCUCUGACAGCCAGCACUCUCACCUCCCUGAGCCUUCUGUAAUUACAGUGUGCUCUGGACAGGGUGCACAGGCGAACCCAAGCUCAUUGCCUAGCGUUAACUUUGUGUGACCUUAAUCGUCCUUCAGGGUUGCUCUUUUCCACUUCAGUUAUACCUUCUUGGGAGUGGGGGAGUUGAUAUAGUUGCUUACCAUGGCCCACAUUGUCUCGGAGAUUCAUCUACCAAAUAAACUCACCCCAUUCAUCCACAGGUGCUCGGAAAUCUCAGCAUAUCACUUCAACUCACUUGCCUGCAUUUCAUUGGUUUCAAAAGUCCCAAAUCUUGUUAAGAUGACCUAAAUUAAGUGGAGAUUCAUCUCUGCCUAUGGCACUAAAAAUGAACUAUCUGUUCAGAGAUAAAUGUCAGGACAGCUAUAGAAUAAGCUGUAAACACUGAUGUGUAAAAGCAGGCGAGCCACUGUUCCGAGAAACCUGCGAAUCCAGCCAGGCCUUCCAUCAACAUCUAAGGCCCAACAUUAACAUAUGGCUCUUGUAACUUAGUCCUUUGAGUUUUGCCUGUCUACAUCACCUUCCUUUCUCAGAAGCCACACAGCUUGUUUUUUCUUCUCAUAUUGUGCUGUGUGCCUUUCGUUUUACAACAGCAGUGAUCUGUGAAAAAACUCACGGGUUGCCUGUGUGUCAUGGAGAUUGGCUCCAUUAAACAGGAAGCUCUUCCAAGCAUCUUUCUAUAAUAGAAAUAAUCCCAUCUCUAAUUUUUAGUUCUUCAGAGAAAACAGAACUGUGUCAUACCCUUGAGAGCCUUUUGCGUGACUGAAUAUGCAAACCAGUUUGUUACAUGUGUGGUGUGCUGCCUGUGUGCACAUUUGGAUGUGUGUCUGGGAGAAGCCUGAAUUGAUGUUGGGAGGUCUUCCUCAGUCUUUUUCCGCCUUAUUCAUUGAGGCAGAUCUCAGUUAAACCCAGAGUUCGCCACAGCAGUUGCUGGCUAGGCUGUCUCCACCUUCCGAGUACUGGAAUUGCGGGCGCCCAUCCUACCCAGACAGCCUGACAAGCACGUUACCUACUGAGCCAUUCCAGCCCUUUGUGUUAGCUGAGGGUUGUGCACCCACACCCUCGUUUUUCUGCUUUAGGCUUUCCUGACAGUGAUGUCAUUUGUAAAUUGCCUUUCUAGUGUCUGUCAUGAGGUAGGCUGAGAGCUCCGUAGCCCUGGUUUCUUCUAUUACCUUUCCACACAGUGUUUCUGUUUCCUAUCAAACUUUACUUCGGCCAGGAAGAAGAAAGCAGGUUAAAGUUUAGUCUCAAGCUUCUCAUGUCCAGCCCUGCUUUGCACAUGACUGUACAACUCAGCUAAGCUUGAGUUUCCAAUAGUGCUUCCUCGUGCUCUGAGCCCUCAGCAGCACAGCCUUUAAUGUCACCUCUUCUAAAGACUGCUCAGCCGUCUAGACAUUCUCUGGGGACGUAGGUUUUCUCUACCAAGUCUGAGCUCCUUCCAAGCCUUCUCCAGCGCUAGCCUGUCUGCUAACAGUCUGAGUAAGGCAGGCUGGGCUCUUCUGUCACCGUCCUCAAAGCUGCCUAGCCUCUGCCCUGAGGCUGUAUGUGAUCCAAAGCUGGGAUUGUUGCCACCUCCUGGUUGGCUACAGUGUGCUGUAGGGGACCUAGAAGUCUCUGGUUAUUGCAAGGAAGCGAGCUGGGGAGUUUUGUUUUGUUGUUGUUUUGUUUUGUUUUGUAUUUGAGACAGGGUCUCACUGUAUAUUCCUGGCUGGUCUGGCACUCUAAUAAGUAUAGACCAUGCUGGCCUUAAACUCACAGAAGUCUGCCUGCCGCUGCUUCCUGAGGGCUAGGAUUAAAGGUCAGAGUGGCCAAAGAAGACUUCAAGUACUAAGACUGUGGCUACAACAUUUCUAUGCAGAAUUUUUCUCAAUCACAUAGAGAAAAAAGAUUCUCCCUAACAAUACAGGCCCAGCCCUGCUCCUUUGGCUUUGUUAAACACAAUGUGGGUAACAGCUGUAAUUCAAAAGAUUACCAAGGCCAGCUGUGGGCACACAUACCUGAUACCACCACUUCAGAGCUAAGGAGAGACCACUAUGACCUAGGGACCAGCCUGGGUUACAAGUGUGAGACUUUGCUAAAACAAACAAAAGCAGAUAAACUUUCACAUGGAGCAAAUCAGGGUGGGCAGGAUGGAAUCAGCAGAUGGAGCAGGAGUGAGGAGACCAAGCCCAGACCCAUGGAGACCCUAGCAGGCAUGGUGGCCUCCUCCAGUGUCAGGAUCUCGCAGGCAGACGUGAUCUCUGCACCACAGGGCUGAUUAGACUCACUGAAUGGGAUAGCUCCAGGUUAAGGAAGAGGCCCCCCUUCAGUAAAGAACAGGGUGAACCCUGUCAACUUCAGUCCUCUAAGCAUACACAUGGGCUUGCGUACUAGAAUGUGUGUGUGUGUGUGUCCCAAACACUUACGCACGUGCACACAAGUGGACUAAUAAUACCUUAGUCAUUG